Telopea speciosissima is the source of this 2283-nucleotide messenger RNA. Its product is annotated as putative pentatricopeptide repeat-containing protein At3g47840. The transcript is spliced from 2 exons. The coding region runs from base 125 to 2281 and encodes 718 amino acids. Gene Ontology annotation, biological process: RNA modification. Gene Ontology annotation, molecular function: protein binding; RNA binding. The record is from RefSeq and is a predicted model, not a curated record. Lineage: Eukaryota; Viridiplantae; Streptophyta; Magnoliopsida; Proteales; Proteaceae.
UUUGUGAAGUAACUUGCAAAGCACUCAUUGAAUCUGAUUUUACGAUCAACCCUUCUCAUCCCUGUUUCCCAGCCCAACAAUUGCCCAAAGUUCAUCAACCAGAUACAGGACAAUGCCAUAAAAAAUGGGCACGAGCUUCUUCCCCUGUGUGGCAAGAAGGCCACAUAUCAGGGGACUAUUUACGAAAGCAAGGAUCUUUCCGUCUUCGUCUGAUCACAUCGAUGUUGCAGGGAUAAGCGAAGAUAUUUUAACCCAGGGAACCCAGGUGCUCUCUCAGGAACUUCUGUUUGAAACUAACACCCAAUUAAAACAGUUGAUUAAUACAGAUAAUCUAAAUGAUGCCAGGCACAUGUUCGAUAAAAUGCUUCAGAGAGAUGAAAUUUCAUGGACUACUAUGAUGUCCGGCUAUGUCAAUGCAUCCAAUGCCUCCGAAGCAUUGAUUCUUUUCUCACGGAUGUGGGUUGACCCUUCAAUCAAAAUGGACCCGUUCAUUCUCAGUCUUGCACUCAAGGCUUGUGCCCGCAAUAUGGAACUGAAACACGGGAUGCCGAUCCAUGCAUACUGUAUGAAAAGUGGUUUAGUGAACUCUGUCUUUGUGGGAAGUGCCCUUCUGGACAUGUACACCAAAGCUGGAUGCAUUUCAUUAGGUUGUAGAAUCUUUGAUGAAAUGCCUUUAAGAAAUGUGGUGUCGUGGACUGCUAUUAUUACUGGGCUUGUCCGCAAUGGUUACAACAAGGAGGGUCUAUUGUACUUCUCGGAAAUGUGGGUAUCGGAUGUUGAGUAUGAUAGUUACACGUUUGCUAUUGCAUUAAAGGCUUGUGCUGACUCGGGUGCUAUAAGUUAUGGUAGAGCAAUCCACACACAGGCAAUGAAGAUGGGUUUUGAUUCGUGUUCCUUUGUGGCAAAUACUCUGGCUACCAUGUACAAUAAGUGUGGGAAAUUGAAUUAUGGGUUGCGCUUAUUUGAAAGGAUGAGGAUCCGUGAUGUUGUUUCUUGGACAACUAUCAUUGCUACAUAUGUUCAGAUGUGUCAAGAGGAGGAUGCAAUUCAAGCGUUCAUAUGGAUGAGAGAGUCGGAUAUUGAUCCUAAUGAGUUUACCUUUGCUGCAGUUAUUUCGGGCUGUGGAGCUCUUGCAAAUAUAGGGUGGGGUGAACAAUUACAUGCCCAUACUGUAUGCACCGGUCAUAUUAAUUCCUUGUCUGUUGCAAAUGCCAUCAUGACCAUGUAUUCAAAGUGUGGAUGCCUAGCUUCAGCUUCAAGAGUCCUUCACGAGAUGAAGAAAAGAGAUGUAAUUUCUUGGAGUGCAAUUAUUGCAGGUUAUUCUAAUGAAGGACAUGGUGAGGAAGCUUUCGAGCUUUUUUCUUGGAUGAGGAGGGAAGAUCUGAAACCAAACGAGUUCACUCUAGCUAGCUUGUUGAGUGUUUGUGGAAAUAUGGCAAUUCUAGAGCAAGGGAAGCAAGUCCAUGCUCAUGUCCUGUCCAUUGGUGUAGAACUUGAUAUCAUGAUAAAUAGCGCUUUAAUCAAUAUGUAUUCCAAAUGUGGGAGCAUAGAUGAUGCUUCAAGGAUCUUUUAUUCAGCAGGAAAUGAAGAUACUGUCUCGUGGACUGCUAUGAUUAAUGGUUAUGCUGAACAUGGGCACAGCAGAGAAGCUCUCAAUUUGUUUGAGAAGAUGUCAAGGGUUGGGGUUAGGCCAGAUUAUGUUACCUUCAUUGGUGUACUUAGUGCCUGUAGCCACGCUGGACUAGUAGACCUUGGUUUCCAGUACUUCAACUCAAUGAGUAUGGACUACCAGAUUAAUCCUGGGAAAGAACACUAUGGCUGCAUGAUCGAUCUUCUCUGCAGAGCUGGACGGCUAAGCGAUGCAGAGUGCAUGAUUAAAAGCAUGCCAUUUGAACAGGAUGAUGUUGUUUGGUCAACACUGCUCAGGGCAUGCAGGACCCAUGGUGAUUUAGAGUGUGGAAAACGCACAGCGGAGCUCAUUCUUGAAUUGGAUCCUAAUUGUGCAGGGACGCACAUCACGCUAGCUAACAUCUAUGCUUCAACAGGGAAGUGGAGGGAUGCAGCGGAUAUGAGAAAGCUGAUGAAAUCAAAGGGGGUGAUGAAGGAGCCAGGGUUGUCAUGGAUUAAGAUCAAAGACAGAGUGUCUGCCUUUGUGUCUGGUGAUCGCAAACAUCCACAGUGUGAUGAUAUAUAUUCCAUGUUGGAUUUACUUGCAUUGAAGGCAGAACUGGCUGGCUACUCCCUGGAUAGUGGUUGGUUGCUGCAUGAUAUUGAGGAUUAACA